Ilex paraguariensis (yerba mate) is the source of this 780-nucleotide messenger RNA. NCBI's taxonomy places the organism in Eukaryota, Viridiplantae, Streptophyta, Magnoliopsida, Aquifoliales, Aquifoliaceae. The record is from the annotation of a GenBank genome assembly.
AUGGUUGGCAUCGUUGUUUGGCCCGUUUACCUUUUAAGCCCAUAUUUUGACUUGGAUAGCUCAGCCCAAGUUGGACCACACCAGAUCAGGAGCCCUUCAGUUAGUCUAGAAUCCGUCAGAAGAAAUUAUGUUGCUGAAAGCACUUUGAGACAACUGAAAAGAACAUUUUACACAAAUGUUUCUCCUUCAUAUAUGGAGUAUGCCAUAAAGGUAGCUGUGCCAAAGGUUGGGCUUGAAUUUGAAAAGGGAAAGGAGUUAUACCAUAUAAAGCUGUCUGAUAACCUGCAACCUGAAUCAACCAUCUCAUGCAAAUGUCGCGUGGCAAAAAAUCAGAAAAAACUUGAAUUGUACAAGAUUGAAUUGAACCAAGUGCGCCAUCUAGUUGCAGAUAUGUCCUGUCUUGAUAAGUCCGUAGACCUGAGGCUGAUGCUAUGCACCAAAAGAAUCAUAACUACUUUAACAGAUGAUGAGAUGGAUAGCAUCAGAAGUCUAGUUAGUUCUGCCACUUUUGACCCGAAAGUGAAGGGUGGGUUAAGAUGGCGCUUUGGGAAGGAGUCUUCUGGAGACCGCUACACUGUUGUUGGGGUUUGGCAUAUAAAAGCUAAAGCAUAUAGAGGUUCAUCAAUUAGGCUUAAGAUCCGAGAUGCAGAUAGAUUUGACUUCCUGUCUUCAGCUGGUGAAGUUACAUGCGAGGUCACUGUGAAAAUGACUUCAAUAGUAUCACACUUGCGGGUGAGUUUUUGUGUGGUAGUUGAUUCUGUAAUCUGCUUGUGUAGAUGA